Molecule: messenger RNA, 186 nt
Organism: Penicillium waksmanii
Lineage: Eukaryota; Fungi; Ascomycota; Eurotiomycetes; Eurotiales; Aspergillaceae
Exons: 2
Coding region: 1-186 (61 amino acids)
Source: RefSeq, a predicted model, not a curated record
AUGGGCAUCAGUGUGGGCAUGGGAAGAUCCGCCCUUGCAGAGUCGAAGACUCAACGGUUUGGCUUAACCGAGACGGGCGUGCCUGCCCUAGGUGCGCGGGUGCGGGUGCUGGUGCCAACUAUAGUUACAGAGUACCGUACCGAGCAUACAGUCACAAUCACCACUGCGCGCAUGCAGCAUACAUAG